Messenger RNA from Hypanus sabinus (Atlantic stingray), 2092 nucleotides. RefSeq lists its product as uncharacterized. The transcript is spliced from 6 exons. Gene Ontology annotation, molecular function: nucleic acid binding; carbohydrate binding; zinc ion binding. Bases 108 to 1739 code for a protein of 543 amino acids. NCBI's taxonomy places the organism in Eukaryota, Metazoa, Chordata, Chondrichthyes, Myliobatiformes, Dasyatidae. The record is from RefSeq and is a predicted model, not a curated record.
CUCACUCCUGGUUCCUUCUUCCAGUCAAUAAAAGCCGAUAUCCCGCCUUACGUCUCAGAGUGAGUUAUUGAUGGUGCAUCAAUUUUAUUGACUGGAAGUUUUAAAACAUGGAAACCGUUUUGCGACCGGACCGGUUGGAUUUGGACCCUCAAGACCCUGACGCAGCUCUCGCUUUUGAACACUGGCUUGCAUGCUUCCAAUCGUGCUUGGAGGAGGUUCGUGCAACUGAACCCGCCGUUAUGCACAGAAUUCUACUCUCGAGGGUCACCCCCAAAGUUUACUCCAUUAUCCGGGACCUGCCGACCUACGAUGGGGCACUGGACGCCCUCAAAAGACAGUACCUGUGGCCGGUGAACACCGUCUACGCAAGACAUUGUUUAGCUACCCGGCAACAGCGGCCUGGCGAAUCGUGCGCUGAGUUUCUCCGAGCACUACAGACGCUCGUCCGAGCUUGUGACUGCAAGACGCUCACGGCAGAACAACAUGCGGAGCUGCUGGUGCGAGACGCCUUUGUGACGGGACUGAGGUCAGUGUACAUGCGCCAGCGGCUGCUGGAAAAUGCCGACCUUACCUUAAGCUCGGCGAUAGAGAAGGCCAACGCUCUAGAAGCUGCUUUGCAUAAUGCUGACGCUGUCCAGUCACGCGAUUCCCCGCCGGUUCCGUGGACACCUCAGACCCCGCCACUGCCGGCUCCCGGGAGCGAAUUCGCCAACGCCGCUGCCAGUCACGAUUCCACGAGCUCCCCGACCCUGACCACGGCUGUGGCCCAUCAGAAGCCCGUGUGUUAUUUCUGCGGCCAUAAAAAACAUCCUCGACAACGCUGUCCAGCGCAAGAAGCGACCUGCUCCAGCUGCGGAAAGCGGGGCCACUUCGCCAAGGUCUGUAAGUCUCAACCUCGAGCGGAGUGCAGCGCUGCGGGUGAAACGUGGGGGCCGCCAUCUUGCAUGCCCGGAUGUGGGCGGCCAUCUUUGUCGACGUCAGCACGCCCCGCCCCCGACCCUCCGAUGCUGACCAGGCACCCCGACGGCGAUUCAACUCUGGCCACUGUAACCCUCGACCAAAGCGCCCCACACCAGCUUGCAAGGUCCAUGAUGGACAUCCGGGUGGAGGGGCACAGGACUAGAUGCCUGUUUGACACGGGCAGCACUGGGAGUUUUAUUCACCCGGACACAGUGCAACGCUGCGGACUUGCAACGCGGCCGGUAUUUAUUACUCCGGGAGCGAUGAAAGGCGGGAUCCGCGGGAAGGCGGCUUCACACCACGUGGCACAUGCUUGCCCGCAGGCAAAUGGCUGGAAAAAAACCGUGCGAGGAGCCAAUCAGAUUGUUCCUUGUACUGCAAAAUUUGGUGAAGAAUUAAGUGAAGAAUCAAUAGUUGUUAUUAAAGGAAAGUUGACUGAUGACCCUCUGAGGUUCGAUGUUAAUUUUCAGAGGGGCGACCAUCCUGAUGCUGACAUUUUAUUCCAUUUCAAUCCCCGUUUUAAAGAGGAACUUGAAAAAAUUAUCUUUAAUUCUCGCGGACCUGAUGGCUGGGGAUUUCAGGGUGAGAAGUAUGAAAAGAUUGCUUCCAGAGGUUCACUAUUUAAGCUGGUGUUUAUAGUGUGGAACAACUCUUUCCAGGUAUCUCUGAAUGGUAGACACAUUCUGGACUACCCGCAUCGAUUAGAAGAUUGGAAGCCAGACACUGUUAUAGUUUUUGGAGAUAUAGAAGUAGAAAGUAUUGACGUUCUUAAACUUUGAAUCGGAGACAAGGAUAGCAACUGAAUGAAAUUUACAAAGCAAGGUUGAAUUACACAUCAGGAAUAAAAGCACAAGAAUUUCAUCCUUUUUAUUUUGGGAUAUGUUUAUUUGUGUGACUUUCCUUCUAUUUAUUAUGAAGCAGAUAUUGGUUACUUUAAAUAUAAAGGAAUGAAAGGGAGCUGUGUUGUGUUUGUUGAAGAGUUACUUCCAUUUGGCUUCAGUAUUCAAUCUACACAAUUUUCUAUUAGUUUAUUGAAAUAAACUUUAACAAACUUACUGCAUUCACUUUGUCUUUAUUUACAGUUUUUGUUUAAUUCAAAACAAGUAUUACUUAAGCGAGAGAGAGAGAUCCA